This is a messenger RNA of Sporothrix brasiliensis 5110, 930 nucleotides long. Its product is annotated as peroxisomal dehydratase. Bases 1 to 930 code for a protein of 309 amino acids. Gene Ontology annotation, cellular component: peroxisome. The transcript is spliced from 3 exons. The record is from RefSeq and is a predicted model, not a curated record. NCBI's taxonomy places the organism in Eukaryota, Fungi, Ascomycota, Sordariomycetes, Ophiostomatales, Ophiostomataceae.
AUGCCCAAUCCCGCCGGUUUCAAGUACCCUCCCCAAAAGGUGUCGUGGCUCAAGCGCGAUGCGCUGCUCUUUGCCAACUCCAUCGGCGCCACGUCCGACGAGCUGCACUUUCUCUAUGAACUGCACCCCGAAUUCUCCGUCUUCCCGACGUACCCCAUCGUCCUGCCUUUCAAGAAAACCACCCAGGAAGUCGUCGAUUUCUACGCCGCCGAAACGGCCGUCAAGAUCCCCGGCGCCCCGGCCCUCGAUGCCAAGCGCGUGCUCGACGGCCAGCGUCUCAUGCGCUUCCUGAAGCCCCUGCCGCCGACGUCGGAAGGCCGCUCGUUUGAGCUGCGCACGACGGUCGUCGGCGUCUACGACAAGGGCCGCCCGGGCACGGUGGUCGAGACGCAGACCGAUCUCGUCGACGCCGCGACGGGCGAGGUGUACUCGCAGGCCGUCGGCUCGGCCUUUUACGUCGGCCAGGGCGGCUGGAGCGGCCCCAAGGGCCCGGCCACCGUCAACUACCCGCCGCCCUCGCCCCGCCGCGCCCCGGACGUGUCGUUUGUCGACCAGACGUCCCAGGAGACGGCCCUGCUGUACCGCCUCAACGGCGACUACAACCCGCUGCACGCGACCCCCGAGCCGGGCGUCCAGAUGGGCUUCGGCGGUCCCAUCAUCCACGGCCUCUACUCGUUCAACUCGACGGCCCACCUGCUGCUCAAGCACCUCGGCGGCAGCGACCCGGCCAACAUCCGCGAGUACCAGGCGCGCUUUGCGAGCCCCGUGCGGCCCGGCGACAAGCUGGUGACGUCGGCGUGGCGGACGGGCGACGUCAACGGCGAGGGCUUCGAGGAGAUUCGGUUUGAGACCCGGAUCGAGGGCGGCAAGGUGUGCCUCAGCAACGGCCGUGCGCUGAUCAAGGUCGUCGCUGCCAAGAGCAAGCUGUAG